GGGGAGCUAGAGAGAAAAAAAAGAGGAGCUUGAGGGAAAGCGUGAGACGAGUGGGGGGUGAGAGUUGUUGAUGGGUUUUUGAUGUGACUGAGGGUGGAGAAGAGAGGUAGACAGGAAGAAAACAAGAGAGAAGCAGAGCUAGUGCAUGCUAUCAGGCCUCCUGACAAAACCAGGCAGAGAGAGGCAGAACAACUUUGACUCGUCUCUCUUUCUCAACACCACCUAUUCAGGAGGAAGGAAACACAGAGAGACAACAACUGAUCGAGAGAGAGAGAGAGAGAGAGAGAGAGAGAGAGAGAGAGAGAGACUGACUGACUGACAGACAGAGAGGCAAGUCAGCCUGACCCAUUGGGAAGAGAGACUUACAGAGGACAGUCCAACUCAUCAGACGAAACAGAGGAAGGAAGGAGACAGACAGAGGCAGAGAGUGAGACAGCAAGAUAAAAAACCCCAUCUUUCUGAGAGGAAAUUCUGGGUGGAAUGACCCUGUCAUGAUGUCACUGUCAUUGCGUACCCCACGCCCAGGUGAUCAUGGUGGGCGUGUCUGGCUAUCAGCCGAUCACAGAGGGAGUCCCAACAGAGUCACUUCCGGUUCAUAUUUAGAAGCACUUUUUCUCAGAAGCCUCCUGCAUCACUGACACUUCGCCUCUUCGGCUGUAGUUCCUGUGCCCACCUCCUCCACCUCUGGUUCCUGUGGAGUUCUUACUGUUUCCUUAAAAACUACCGUGGGAUGUUGGUGUUGUUCUGUGGCAGUUGCCAUGGAGAUAGAUGGGUUCCUUUACUAGGCCAUUUCCGACACAACUUCCAGAUGUUGUGCCAGAUGCAGUGUGUCCACACGGACAGAAUUAGACAAGGACAGGCACAGAGGUGCUGUGCAGCUCAGCUUCCUGAUUCACACUGUAUGACAACAUCACAGCAGGAACUAUAGGACUUCCUAUUCCUGUGGAACCUCUUGCUCUGCCCUCUGGCACUUGUGAGGACCUACUUGACCCUGUUGCACAAAAGUUAGUUAGUACUCUUAUACCCCAGCAUAGAAACCAUGCGACACAUUCACGUGGAGUUAGCCCACAAAAAGGCUCCAUUAGAGCUUCCAGCCCAGGAGGGGGACUUGCCUCCACCUACGGCUCCAACACAAAGCCUGGACCCUGGGGUCAGACCAGGGGCCCCCAGGCACUUUGGUCAGGAGGAGCUGCGACUUCAAAAGGUCUACCAGCUCUCCAUUUUCUCCCAGUUGGGGGGAUUUUCUACCUCCACAGAAUCUCACACUGAUGCCCAACAGAGACCUGUUCGGUUGGGUGUGAAAAGGGGGCUAGAUGAGCCCCAGUUGACUCACAAGCGCCCCCACCUGGGGGAUUCCUCAGACAGAGAAGCAUUGGAGGGAGGGGUGCUGUGUGGGCCAGCCCCAACCCCAAAUGUGGGGAUGGGGUUAGUGAUGGGCCAUGGUGGGCCUGGUUCUGUAUACUCUUGCACACAGAUGGAGCACAGAGACUCUGAGGGGGGACUAUCACCCAGGUCUCCACCCCUCUCCCCAAGCCACAACCCCUCCCGACGCCCAACUCAGCACAAUCACGACAGGCCCAUUCCUGAUGUCUUUGCUCCACUCUCACCUAGAUCCCCCCCAAUGUGUGACCCACAUGGGCAUCUCUGUGAUCAGGGUCAUUCUCUUGGAAGCUCAGUCAGGACUGAGCAACCUAGUGGGGGCCGCACACCCACCUACUCACUAGGUAGCCCUGGAAAUGAGAGUUGUAGUAAUGGUAUGUCUGGAGGCCAGCCUAGCCCCCACUUAUAUGAAAUAUCCACAUAUGAGACUCCCAGUCCCGCCAGCCCCACCAGCCCCCCAGGCCCCUUUUCCCCCCCUCAUCACACAGAGCUGCAGGAACCAGGGGAGGCCACUGAAUGGGAAGUUGGACUUGAAUCCUCCCCACCGGAGCGAAGUGCCACUCAGGCUGCAUCCACCUCCUCUAAUGGCCUGGCCUCCUGGGAGAAGACUCCUAGCAGUAAUGGCCACCGUCUAUCCUCUGGAGGUCACUGGCCAGCCAAAAAGAGGCUUUUGUCCCCAAGUGACACGGGGGAGUCAUGUUCAGAAGAUGAGGGACCCUCCACUUCCAAAAGGAGCAGGCUGUCAUUGCUAGCUUCAGGAAUGGGCCCAGCCUCUUGUCGCAGCACAGAUGCAAAAGCCGCACCUUUCUGGAACCAUCUGCUGCCUUCCGCAUGGGACCGGCCUAAGACUGCCACAGACUGCACGAGAUCAGGGAGGCGACUAAAAAGUGGGCUACGUCUAAAGAGUCGGCAGCUGCGCAGCGGCAGACACACAGACAGCGGGCGUACCACACGUUCCAGUUUGCCCUCAUCUUCCAUCAGCAGAUCACUACUAGGCAAUUUUGAGGAGUCCAUACUGAAGGGACGCUUCUCCCCAUCAGGCCGGAUUGAAGGCUUCACGGCAGAGAUCGGUGCCAGUGGCUCGUAUUGCCCACAACACGUCACCCUGCCUGUGCAGGUUACAUACUACGACAUCUCAGAGCACAGCGCACCCUCACCCUUCCUGGGGGUGAUAUCCCUCGAGCCUCUUGGAAAGAAAGGAUACAGCAUACCCAAAGCAGGGACCAUUCAAGUGACCUUAUUUAAUCCCAACAAAACUGUGGUGAAGAUGUUUCUGGUGACCUACAACUUCGGCGACAUGCCCGUCAAUCACAUGACUUUCCUGCGCCAUCGUAUCUUCCUGGUGCCUGUAGAGGAGGGCACGGAGGGGAAGAGCGAGGUGUCUCCAGGGAGCACAGUGCUAGACAGGAAGAAGAUUCUCUGUUACCUGAUACAUCUAAGAUUCCAGAGCUCCAAAUCUGGGAAGAUCUACUUGCACAAUGAUAUCCGGCUGCUAUUUUCCCGCAAAUCCAUCGAAGUGGACACAGGGAUCCCUUAUGAGCUGAAAUCUUUCACCGAGGUGCCAAGAAACCCUAAGUACUCCCCCCGUGUGUGACCCCAGCUUGACCCUUUGACCCCUCCCUGAACACCUACGCAGCCCCUCCUGUGCUUCCUAAAGAGGAGGGAGGAAAACAGACAGACUGCUAGAAUGAUGGACACAAAACUUGAUAAGACUUGUUGAGACAUGCCACAUGCACACAAGACACAUGUGCACAUAUGAUACAGUGUUGGUCAAAAGUCCCACUUUAAGACAUUUAUCCUGCAUAAAAACAUUCAAACAGUCAAAACAAAUUGGCGGAAGAAAAUGUCUUGCAAACCAAACACGGCAUUCCUCGUACCUUCCAUUCACAGAAUAUGCUGAAAGUAUAACAAUAUUUAACAUUAGUGUAGCAGCAGGCCAGCAUGCAGGCAAUCAAAAGCAGGACUUUUACAAUACUUUCAUCUGUACAGAGAAAUGCACAAACACUGACAUGCACACAACAGACCGAAAACAGACUGACAAGACUCACGCACAGCACAUCCUACACGCGUCACUGCUGAAACACUUCUGGUGGCGACUCUCUGAGUUCAGUGUUAACAUGCAUGCCUUGUGACUUAAACACCUGAGUUUUCCUCUAGUGCUGUAUCACACUGUCCUUCACUCUGCCUGCAGCUGCAAAUAUCGUCCUAGACCAAUAAUUAUAACUCCACAUGUUUGGAUGUGAUUUAAAAAAAAAAAAAAAAAAAAGCCACAAACAAUUAGCACACGCUACGAUUGUGGGGUGGUUAAGAUGUAUAUCCCCCUCUAUAUCCUUUACACACCAGCGGAGAGGAGAUGAGCAGAGACACAAGCACUAGUGAAAGUGAUCAGUCAUCUUGAUCAGAUGUCUUAUCAGUUGAAAAAAACCCCACACCGACAUGAUCUGACCCAACUCAGGACGUCUGUGGAAGAAUCAAUUUACCUUCUAACCAUUUCUCUUAUCAUGGUACAGACCGCUGUGUACAGUUCAAGCCAGGAGGGUCAUACCAUGUCAUGAAAAAAACAGGGGAAUCCAGUUCAUUUUAUGUAGCCAGACUGAGGGACACUGUGCUGUUUUCUUUCUUUAAAAUUUUCUUUUUUUUUUAGAUUCUGUUCAGAACAGUAUGAUGUUGGAGCAGAAAAUGAAAAAAAGAAAAAUAAACAAGCUGUAGUAUUUUUAAUUUAUGUUUUCGCAGAUGUCUUAAUAAGCAAUAUGCUGCACAAAGUAGAGUGUGUUUUUCAGCCGGACGACCUUUCUCUCUGGAGG
Messenger RNA from Scomber japonicus (chub mackerel), 4184 nucleotides. RefSeq names its product atos homolog protein B (gene atosb). Bases 1040 to 2974 code for a protein of 644 amino acids. The record is from RefSeq and is a predicted model, not a curated record. NCBI's taxonomy places the organism in Eukaryota, Metazoa, Chordata, Actinopteri, Scombriformes, Scombridae. The transcript has 10 exons.